GCUCCGCAGUUUCAUCUUUCCAUAAUAACACACGCUUCCGCAUCAUAUAAAAGUACUCUCAAUCUAAUUUACCAUUAACCCCUUAACACACCUCCUUCUACCGACUGCGUGCGAAUCACAACAAAGAACAAAAAAACACAAAGCCGCGAAAUAAUAUACCUUCCAGAAAGAGAAAACCGAAAGCAAAAAGAAAAAUGAAGAUCACGGCUCUGUUGGUGCUAAAAUCCACCGGCGAUGGUUCAGAAUCGGUGUUUCUCGCAAACGCUUCCGAUGUGAGUCACUUCGGUUACUUUCAACGAUCCAGCGUUAAAGAGUUCAUCGUUUUCGUAGGUCGUACCGUAGCUAAUCGUACCCCUCAAGGUCAGCGUCAAUCCGUUCAGCACGAAGAGUACAAGGUGCAUGCGUACAACAGAAAUGGACUUUGUGCAGUGGGAUUUAUGGAUGAUCACUAUCCAGUUCGUAGUGCGUUUUCUCUUCUCAAUCAGGUGCUGGAUGAAUAUAUUAAAAGUUUUGGUGAAUCAUGGAGAAGCAUUCAGGCAGACAGUACUGAACCAUGGCCCUAUUUGAAUGAAGCUCUUGCGAAAUUCCAGGACCCUGCAGAGGCUGAUAAGUUGUUGAAAAUCCAGAGGGAGUUGGACGAAACAAAAAUCAUCCUUCACAAGACCAUUGAUAGUGUGCUUGCACGAGGGGAGAAGCUGGACAGUUUAGUUGAGAAGAGUUCUGAUUUGAGUGCAGCAUCGCAGAUGUUCUACAAACAGGCCAAAAAAACCAACCAGUGCUGUACAAUAUUGUAAGCUUUAAAGACCGUCCGUAUUAUGCGAGCUCGCCUGAAUCCUGUUCCGACUUUGAUGUUGUUGGAUAGGGUGAAAAUAGCUUCAUAUGUCUAUAUCACUCUACAUUGUUUGUUUUGUGAAAUUCUCUUCCCGAUAUAUGUAUUGCAGAUGGGACCGAAAUAUUGGCCAAAGGUCUUAACAAUGUUGUCAAAUUAACAUUCACAUUUACCUGGUUUGAGAUGCUUACUAUGAUAAAUUAUAGUGCUUUGCAUAUAUAAUUGUUUUUAUGAAACCAUUCUAGUUAAUUUGUAUUGGA
Medicago truncatula (barrel medic) is the source of this 1089-nucleotide messenger RNA. Its product is annotated as VAMP-like protein YKT61. NCBI's taxonomy places the organism in Eukaryota, Viridiplantae, Streptophyta, Magnoliopsida, Fabales, Fabaceae. Gene Ontology annotation, cellular component: Golgi apparatus; membrane. Gene Ontology annotation, biological process: endoplasmic reticulum to Golgi vesicle-mediated transport. The transcript is spliced from 6 exons. Gene Ontology annotation, molecular function: SNAP receptor activity. The coding region runs from base 195 to 794 and encodes 199 amino acids. The record is from RefSeq and is a predicted model, not a curated record.